Molecule: messenger RNA, 1024 nt
Organism: Dermacentor albipictus
Lineage: Eukaryota; Metazoa; Arthropoda; Arachnida; Ixodida; Ixodidae
Biological process (GO): symbiont-mediated perturbation of host defenses
Molecular function (GO): amine binding
Source: RefSeq, a predicted model, not a curated record
CAGAUAUUUAGAGGCACAGCACGAGAGCACGUUAGGCCCCGUCGAGAAAGAAUACUUUUUCCCUCAACGAGCGUCGACGUGCAGUCAACUACCGGUCGAAGAUGGCUUGGCUGAAACUGGCAGUCUGUCUGCUCCUAUUUGCGUUGGCUACCGCAAAUCUCCCAGGGAAUCGCCGCCGUGAAACAACAGACAGCUUGAGGAUGUUCUCUGCUUUUCCCCACGCCGUCGCCGUGUUCACAACCAAAAACGACACGUCCUUCAAAUGCCUCAGCACUACAAGAAGGCACUUCGACCCACUGAAAAAGACAGUCACUUACGUUUGGCACUUCAAAAAUUACACUGGUCACCAGAGGAGAGACGUUGUCUUUGACGUUGAUUUUUCAGGCACUCCCGGACAAGGCACCUUUUUUAUAAACAACAACAAAACCCGCCCUUUCACUGCUUUCUACAAGUACUCAGACUACAGAACCUGCGCGGUGAUCAUAACACCCUAUGGAGGCCAUGAUCAUUGCUCUAUGUGGGUAAGAAGGGCAUGGGUGCACAACGUUCCCCAGCACUGCUUGAACAACUACGAAGAAAUCUGUGGAAUCGGAGACAAUCUCGUCGACAGGGACAUCUGCAGAGACGACGACGACUAACAUGAUAUCACGGCAUGCCUUCUGAGCUGAAGACUCUCUGAUGCCGACGCCGUUGAUUGUCUUGCUUAUUCAGAUAAAACACCAUAUAAGAAAGUGGGGCGACAUUGACCAAGGUGUACGGUAAAAAAAAAAAAAGACCGAGUUAAUGGAGACAGAUAUAUGACGAACACGCAUAACCACCGCGGCGGCUUAACGGCUACGCUGUUGCGCUGCCAAGUACGAGGUCGCAAGUUCAAAUCCCGACUGUGGCGGGCGCACUUCGAGGGGGCGAAGUGCAAGAACGCCCUUAUUCCGUGAAUUUAGGUACUUUAAUGGACUCUUGGGGCUCAAAAUGAAUUCGGAGUCGCCCACUAUGGCAUGCAUUAUAAUAAAACGUGCUUUUGACA